CUUCCGGGCGCCAGGCUCCAGGCUCCGUUCCGAAGCUGGGAAAAUGCAAGCGGUUCUUUGCGUGUAACAGGAUCUGUGAGGGGUGCACGCGAGCUUGGAAGCCACGCUAUGGGAUUCCAACCUCCAUCCAAUGAUUGGCUGUAAGUGUCUGCAUCUGUCUCAGUCAGCUGCUGGUAGAGCCUCUCAGAGGACUCCUGUCUGCAAGUUCAACAUGACAUCAGUAAUAGUGUAUGGGUUUGAUGCCCACCCAUGGCAUGGAUCCCAAGUUGGGCCAGUAACUAACUGGUCAGCCAUUCCUUCAGUAUCUACUCCAUUUUUGUCCCUGUAAUUCUUUAGACAGGAACAAUUCAAACUAAGACAAUAUUCAAACUACAAAAAUCAGAAAUGAAAAGGUCUUCAAAAACCUAUACUGUACAAAGUUUGAAAAUCUAAAUGGAAUGAAUGAUUUUCUUCCUAGAUUCCACUUACCAAAGCUAAAUCAUGAUGCGGUAAACAAUUUAAAUAGAUCCAUAAAACUAAGGAACUAGAAGCAGCCAUUAAAAGUCUCCCACCCAAAACAAAAAGCCCAGGACCAAAUGGUUUUAGCACAGAAUUCUACAAGACCUUUAAAGAAGAAUGAAUACCAGUACUUUUCAAAUCAUCCCACAAAAUAGAAACAGAAGGAUCAUUGCCAAACCUGGUGUACUGGCUGGUUUUGUGUCAACUUGACACAACUGGAGUUAUCACAGAGAAAGGAGCUUCAGUUGAGGAAAUGCCUCCAUGAGAUCCAACUGUAAGGCAUUUCCUCAAUUAGUGGGAAAGGCCCCUUGAGGGUGGGACCUUCUCUGAGCUGGUAGUCUUGGGUUCUAUAAGAGAGCAGGCUGAGCAAGCCAGGGGAAGCAAGCCAGUAAGGAACGACCCUCCAUGGACUCUGCAUCAGCUCCUGCUUCCUGACCUGCUUGAGUUCCAGUCCUGACUUCCUUGGUGAUGAACCCCAGUGUGGAAGUGACGCACUGACAUAUGAUGAUGUCCACAUUAAUUUCACUCCGGAAGAGUGGGCCUUGCUGGAUCAUACCCAGAGGAAUCUCUACACAGAUGUCAUGCUGGAGACCUACAAGAACCUCGUUGCUAUAGGUUACAAACCAGAAGACAAAAUUAUUGAACAUCUUCAAAAUUUUAGAAUACCUGGAAGGCAUAAAGGAAGUCUUACCAGAGAGAAACCCUAUGAAUAUACUCAAUGUGGUAAAGCCUCUACACGUCACAUUGGUCUUCAAAGGCAUGAAAGAAUUCAUACUGGAGAGAAACCUUAUAAAUGUAAUCAAUGUGGUAAAGCCUUUGUAGAUUACUGUACUCUUCAAAAACAUGAACGAACACAUACUGGAGAGAAAGCCUAUGAAUGUAAUGAAUGUGGUAAAGGCUUUACACAACAAGCUUACCUCCAAAACCAUAAAAGAACACACACUGGAGAGAAACCCUACGAAUGUUAUGAAUGUGGUAAAGGAUUUGCACAUUACUCUACUCUUCGGAAACAUGGUUCUACACAUACUGGAGAGAAACCCUAUGAAUGUAAUGAAUGUGGUAAAGCCUUUGCACAACAGAGUCAUCUCCAAAACCAUAAAAGAACACAUACUGGAGAGAAACCCUAUGAAUGUAAUGAGUGUGGUAAAGCCUUUUCACAACACAGUAGUCUCCAAAACCAUAAAAGAACACAUACUGGAGAGAAACCCUAUGAAUGUAAUGAAUGUGGUAAAGCUUUUUCACAAUACAGUAAUCUCCGAAAGCAUAAAAGAACACAUACUGGGGAGAAACCCUAUGAAUGUAAUGAGUGUGGUAAAGCCUUUUCACAACAUAGUAGUCUCCAACAACAUAAAAGAACACAUACUGGAGAGAUACCUUAUGAAUGUAAUGAAUGUGGUAAAGCCUUUUCACAACAUAGUAGUCUCCAAAUGCAUAAAAGAACACAUACUGGAGAGAAACCCUACGAAUGCAAGCAAUGUGGUAAAGCCUUUUCACAACACAGUAGUCUUCGAAAGCAUAAGAGAACACAUACUGGACAGAAGCCCUAUGAAUGUAGUCAAUGUGGUAAAGCCUUUUCACGACACAGUAGUCUCCAACAACAUAAAAGAACACAUACUGGAGAGAAACCUUAUGAAUGUAAUGAGUGUGGUAAAGCCUUUACACAACAGGGUCAUCUCCAGAAACAUAAAAGAACACAUACUGGAGAGAAGCCCUAUGAAUGUAAUCAGUGUGGUAAAGCCUUUUCGGAACCCAGCAGUCUCCAAAUGCAUAAAAGAACACAUAAUGGAGAGAAACUCGAUGUAUGCAAUUAAUGUGUUAAAGCCUUUGCAAUUUUCUGUACUUUUCAGAAUAAUGAAAUAAAUCAUACUGGAGAGAAACCCUAUAAAUGUAGCCAAUGUGGUAAAGCCUUUGCUGUUCACAAUUAUUUCCAAAUACAUAGAGGAACACAUUCUGGAGAGAAAUCUUAUGAGUGUAGUCAGUGUGGUAAAAAGCAUUUGCACAUUACUGUACACGUUGAAAACAUGAAGGUGUACUUACUGUAGAGAAACCCUAUGAAUGCAAGCAAUGAGGUAAAGCCUUUUCACGACAGAGUCAUCUCCAGAAACAUGAAAUAAAACAUAGUCUAGAGAAACUGUAUCAAUGUAGUCAGUGAGAUAGAUAAAGCCUUUGCACAACAGAGUUAUCUUCAAAUACACAGAAAAACAUAUAUUGAAGAGAAACCCUAUGUAAGAAGUGUAGUAAAGCCUUUUCACAUGGUAGUUAUCUAAUACCUAAAAGGACACUCACCAGAUAGAAACCCUGCAAACAUAGUCAGUGUGAGGAAGCCUUUUCACAAUAGUAGCCUCUAAAUUAAAGGUAACAACAGCAACAACAAAAAAACAUACUGGAGAUUUAUUCUGAAUGUAAGCAAUGUGGAAAAGCCUUUGCAUAUUACAAUUAUUUCUGAAAACACAAUACAUACUGGAGAGUAAACUUAUGAAUGUAAUUGCUGUGUUAAUACCUUUGUGUAUCAUUCUCUGAGGACAUGAACCCAUACUGAAGGGAAUCUGGGACUAUAAAGUAUUUGGUAAGAUUGUUAGCCAGCCCAGUUGCAUUUAAUACACAAGAUCAUUUUAUUCUGGGGGAAAAAGUCUGACAAGUGUCCACAAUCUCUUUAAGCCUUUUGCCUAUCUGUAUUUUGUUUGCACCUACAAACUCAUAGAUAAAAGCCCUCUGAAUUUACACUAUUAGGUAGCAACAUUUAGAUUUCAUUCACCUCUUCAAUUACAUCAAAUAAGUUAUUUAAGUGUAAAACUUUAUGGGUCUGUCUUAGUAACUUUUCUGAUGCUGUGAUAUAACAUCUUUGGUAACUUAUCAAACACUUUAUUUGGGCUCAUGGCACCAGAGAUGUAUGGGAUUACCAUCAACAUGGCAUGGCAACAAGUGGGAAACAUGGCAGUAAAGCAGGAAGUUUAAAGCUCGCAUUCAAGUGCUGUGACAUGUUUCCUCCAGGUGGGGUGUCAUUUACUGAAUCUUUCCCAUUGAGAAGGGUUGGUUUUCUGAAUUCCAGCUCAAAUCCUUUCCUUUUGGGAAGUUAACCUUUUCAUGAAGAAGAAAAACCCUGGAAAUGAGCCUUUAGGUGCCUCAUCAUCUGGGCUAUACCAAUGAAGGCUUAGAGGAGAAAAACAGUCAUGAGUGCAAAUUGUAUUUGUUUAGUGAUUUGUUUAAAAUUUAAUUAUGCAUUGUUAGUGUGUCUUUCUGUGAGUACAUGUGUGUGUCUGCUGGUUUCCAAGAAAGUUAGACUCUUGUAUAUUUUUGUACCAAAGAUUUCAGGAAGUUGUCAAGAACUUGACCUUGGAACAUGGAAUAAACAUGUUUUAACUACUUA
Messenger RNA from Mus musculus (house mouse), 3865 nucleotides. RefSeq names its product zinc finger protein 930 (gene Zfp930). The transcript is spliced from 5 exons. Gene Ontology annotation, biological process: positive regulation of transcription by RNA polymerase II; regulation of DNA-templated transcription. NCBI's taxonomy places the organism in Eukaryota, Metazoa, Chordata, Mammalia, Rodentia, Muridae. The coding region runs from base 1080 to 2309 and encodes 409 amino acids. Gene Ontology annotation, molecular function: sequence-specific double-stranded DNA binding. Gene Ontology annotation, cellular component: nucleus. The record is from RefSeq and is marked validated.